Messenger RNA from Agrilus planipennis (emerald ash borer), 860 nucleotides. RefSeq lists its product as uncharacterized. The coding region runs from base 187 to 744 and encodes 185 amino acids. NCBI's taxonomy places the organism in Eukaryota, Metazoa, Arthropoda, Insecta, Coleoptera, Buprestidae. The transcript has 2 exons. The record is from RefSeq and is a predicted model, not a curated record.
UGCCAAUUCACAUACAGCCUGGAAUAACCUUGUUUCUUCCCUCGAUACGUAAUGUACUAUUAUACCAACCGUUGACAGUGGUCAAAAAAAAUUUGUCGUUAAAUGACAUAUUCUAGGUUAUAUAAUUUCAUAUUGGACAAAAAUUACUAAAAUGAAAAUAGGGUAGUUCGCCCAAAACAAAAAAAAAUGGAAAAUUAUUGUAAACCCUACACGAGGACUACUUGCGACAAGAAGAAACGACCACCACGCAAAUGUAGCACUAGCUCAAAUCAACAGCAACAGCAACAGCAACAGCAACGGCAACAGCAAAGCGACACCAGUGACGAUGAAAUAACUGACCAAGAGUUGUUCGCCUUUUUUGAUAACAAAUUCACCUUACUCACCGUGGAGGCAUUCCGUCUAAACCGAGAAGAACUGAUGGCGAAUUCGAAAGCCGUCACUGAACCUAUCGAAGAAAAGGAUGAAUCGAAAGACACCCAGAAAUCAGAUGACAUAAGCCAAAGUCAACAAGAGAAAGAUGACACGCAAAAGCGAAAUUACUGUAAUCGUCGAGAUUCGAGUGCUGAUGACACAAAAAAAGAAGAAGAUGAAAUACAAGAAAAAGAAACAGCACAACAAGAUCUUCAGUCUCAGCAACUACCGACACCGACUGCGUGUAUCUUGAGAUCACCUUGUGCCAAGACGAAGAUGGCACUUACACUUGGAACGAAAGCGCACAGUCUUGCUCUUGUGAACAAGGAGUGACGGACGAAAGCUCUACCAAAAGCUCUACCAAAAAUUCAAUAAGUAAAUCAUGUAAUUUAACAGGGAUGUAGGUAAUGCACGGAUAACUUAAUAAAUCCCUGUACAGAUACUUAAUA